Molecule: messenger RNA, 2011 nt
Organism: Ornithodoros turicata
Lineage: Eukaryota; Metazoa; Arthropoda; Arachnida; Ixodida; Argasidae
Gene: Pbp49
Product: snRNA-activating protein complex subunit 3-like
Exons: 9
Coding region: 231-1388 (385 amino acids)
Biological process (GO): snRNA transcription by RNA polymerase III; snRNA transcription by RNA polymerase II
Cellular component (GO): snRNA-activating protein complex
Molecular function (GO): core promoter sequence-specific DNA binding; RNA polymerase II cis-regulatory region sequence-specific DNA binding; bent DNA binding
Source: RefSeq, a predicted model, not a curated record
AAGAUAUAAAGAGACAAUAUAUGUAUAUUCAUAUAUAUUCUAUAUUCUGUCGAUAAGCAGAGGAAAUUUCUCGCGUGACUGAAACCGUGUGGCCCGUUUGGCCGAAUGCCUUUGGCAGUUGGUUUCGUUUUUGGAACGCAUGUCAUGGCGCCAGUUUGUAUGCUUGGUUACAGUUGCGUUCAGAAUCCACGUACCGUUUUCUGAGCACAAAGAGCACGAACUGCCUAGGGAUGGAGAAAAUCCAUGAAGCAGACAUGCGUCCUUGGAUCACAGAGAAGAUAAAUAUUCGUGACUUUAAGCAAAACUGGAUAGAGGUGACAAAACAAGACGACGAACAGGAUGAGGGGCCUCUGCAAGAAGCUAUCACACGUUUGAUGAAUAUUCCGGAGUCGGUAGUCCAGAGUCUCGAGGAGGACUGCGGACCGCGAACUUUAUGCUGCGGGGAAGAAAUCGUGGACAUGACAGACAUACCCGAUAAUGUUGACUUAAUGACGCUCAGGCUGCAGAAACAAGACCUGGGAAAGCGAGCCGAAAACGAGAUGUAUCGAACAAAAAUUUCCAGGGGGUUCAGAAGAAAUAACUGCUCCACCAAAGUGAACUUCGUGACCCCAAAUGGUAAGGAAACCUUCCCAGAUGACGAGAGGAUUGAGCUGCCCGAGUUGGCUGUAGUGGUUCAAGUGUUCAAGCCUCUCAAUAUGCAAACCGGAGUCAGGAAAAUCAGGAUGGGAAACUGUUUGGCAUACAAGAUUGAAUCUGAAAUUGCCAUCCUGGGAUGCCAGACCUUGACGAGGUUACGCGAAAAAAUCACCUGCGUGUCAGAUGUCGCAGUGCCUGGGGACUUCAGUGAGGAUCCUGACAUGGCACAAGUCCCAAAAGCAACGGACCUCUACAAGUCCGGCUUCUUUUUCAUUGGAGAUACGUUCUACAACGACAUGUCUGACCCGUUGUGUCGAGACUAUAGCCAGGUGAUUUGCGAAUGGGCACAGAACCCAAAGAGAGGGGUGGGACCAUUCAAAACAGCGCGCAUGGAGGAAACCACAAUCUUGGAUCUCGAACUCAGACUUGGCUACCCCUACCUCUACGUGCACCAGGGAUACUGCGAACACCUCAUUGUGUUCAUGGAUGUGAGGAUGAUGCAUGCAGAAGACAGCAAACACAUCCUAGACUACCCCAUGAUUCUCAAAAGCUUUCCCUUUGGGAAGAGAGUACUCUGCAUGAUGUGUAGACAGGCUACUGCAAAGUGGGUAACUUACGGAAACGAAAGAGUCACAGACAACCCCUUCUUUUUCUGCGAAGUCUGCUUCCGGUCCUACAACUACACUGCAUCUGGCAAGAAAAUUGGAGAGUUCAGAGCCCAGCCCUUCCUUGACUGGAAUGCAGUGCUAUGAAAUCACAUUCAUCGUGCCCGAUAGAUCAAAGUUUAUUUUUCCCAGGAAUCAAGCACUAUGUUUGUCUUCUUGUUAAUAACAAAAAGUGAUGAUACUAAAAGAUGAGGUCCUCUGAGCCAGCAUGGGGGGGUUUAUGUACAAGACAAAAAUCUGCAGCUGCUGCAAGGCCAUAUUCUGCUUCCGUUCAUCGGUCUGCGGCAGAGAGAAAAAAAAGAGUUCAUUUCAGUCCUGCGUGCACGGUACAUCAUCACACGUGUUUGGAACAUGUGGAUGGAGGCGGUGCUCCAUGUGCCAUGCAUUGUUAUGAUCACAGGUUGUAGCACAAUGAUUGAGAGAGUAAUUCUGAUGCUCGCUGGAGACCCAACUCUCUUCACUGGACAGUGAAAUGUCAUUAGAUUAGCUCCCAUUGACAGUUAACUGGCACUCUGUAUCAAAUCAAAGACUGCUAAUUUUUGGGGCAGUUUGAUGCUCAUUGGUGGCACACAAAAGAAACAAAACUAUUUUGGGUGCUUACGUUGCUACAAUCACUUUUUUUUAUGCUUGUGCUGAAUGCAUGCUUCCAAAGACCAGCUACCCUGGAUCAUUAGUCUCAUCCUUAGCAAUAAAGUCACAUUAUGGAGAAA